UCUUGACACGCAUGUCUCGUCCCCUCUCGCUCGCUUGAUCGGCCCGCGCUGCUUUUCUUGCUUUCUUGGUUGACCUCGCACUCGCAGAAUGUGUUGCAGAUGCCGAUGCACGGAACAUCAGGCCGGAGAAACCGGAGACGUCUGAAAUUGACCCACACAUUUGAGCCGUAGAAUUGUAGCUUUUGGCUUCGCAUGGGAUCUCGGAUUGCAUUUGACUACUAGCAUUUCUAUGAUCAGUGAGUCUGGACGCUGCGAUAGGUUACGGGAAUGCCGAUUUCACGCGUUUGAGUGUUCGGUGAACGAACUGAAGUCUUGACGUCUCGGAGGAGAGGGCACAUGAGAUUUUUCGGAGUUGGUCCCAUUGGGCUCGUAGACAUCUGAAAUGAAUCUGCCGACAACUUUGUCCAGAAUUCUUAAUCCCCUGUUUACGGACAUUAACGAGGAUGAAUUGGAAACAGAGUGGAAAGAUAUUGAUAACAUGCCACCUGAGCAGCGACUUUACACUGGCCUUCUUGAGAUUCCUGGACAAGUGCAAUGUUUCCUAACUCGGCCGAAGUUACAAGUUACAGAUAUGCGGACCUUAGAAAAGUCUCAGCGACAAAAGCUCGUGGAGAAGACGUUUCAGACCAGCGAUCAAGACAAUGAACGCCUUCUAUUGCACUGCAAACAGCGCAUAGACCGAGCUCGGGUGUCGCUGCCGACGGUGGAGGUGCGGUUCGAAGGUUUAACGAUCAGUGCCGAAGUUUACGUUGGAAACCGCGCUUUGCCAACGUUGCCCAAUUUUGUUCGGAACAUGUGGGAGGGAUUUUUGGAGGCAUGUAGGUUAAUACCCUCCAACAAACAAGAUUUCAUUAUUCUGAAUGGCGUGAGCGGCGUUGUAAAGCCUGGAAGGAUGCUUCUGGCUCUCGGACCACCAGGCUGCGGAAAGUCGACUUUGUUGAAGGCUUUAGCUGGGAAGCACGACAAGGGUCUUAAGGUUCACGGCGCAGGACUAUCGAGAUGGGAAAGCCUUUUUAAAAGUGGCCCACAGCAUCAAAAACUUGGUAGUAUUACCUACAAUGGUCACGAUAUGACUGAGUUCAUAGCUGAGCGUACAUCCGCCUACGUAAGCCAGAAUGACAAUCAUAUCGGUGAACUAACAGUAAGAGAGACUCUGGACUUUGCAGCACGUUGUAUGGGAGUUGGCUACAACCUAGAUUUGUUGAAAGAAUUGAUUGCAAAGGAGAUGGAAGACGGUGUGCAUCCUGAUCCAGAAAUUGACGCCUUUAUGAAGGGCAUCGCUAUUGAGGGUGCACCAAGUAGUCUAUCAACAGAUUACAUUCUCAAACUUCUUGGUCUUGACAUAUGCGCCGAUACCUUGGUGGGCAAUGAGAUGCUGCGAGGAAUUUCAGGAGGUCAAAAGAAACGUGUCACCACUGGAGAGAUGAUUGUUGGCCCGAAGCGUGUUAUGUUUAUGGAUGAAAUUUCCACGGGCUUAGACAGUUCUACAACCUUUCAAGUUGUUAAAUGCCUGCGAAAUAUCACGCACACGAUGGAAGCAACCGUUAUGAUUGCGCUUCUCCAACCAGCACCUGAAACGUAUGAGCUGUUUGAUGAGGUACUACUUAUGUCCGAGGGCCUUGUUGUAUACUUGGGACCACGUGAUGGGACGCUUGAGUUCUUCGAAACGCUGGGUUUCAAGCUUCCCCCAAGGAAAGGAAUCGCGGACUUCCUUCAAGAGGUAACCUCCAAGAAAGACCAGAAGCAGUAUUGGGCAGAUAAAGACAAGCCUUACAUCUACAUAUCCGUGGAAGAAAUGGCGGCUGCCUUCAAAGCCUAUCCUACAGGCCAGGAGCUUGCCUCUUACAUGGAAACUCCUUUUGAGAGACGGAAAAGCCACCCUGCUGCACUUGUACGGAAUAAAUAUGCUCUCACGGGAUGGCAACUUGUUAAGGCUUGCACGGAGCGAGAAAUGACACUCAUUAAGCGAAAUGCCUUCCUCUACAUCUUUCGUACAUGUCAGGUGGGCUUUGUGGGCUUUGUGACGUCUACUUUAUUCAUUCGAGCUAGGAUUCACCCGACCGAUGAGCAAUUUGGGAACCUUUAUCUGGGAUCUCUGUUUUUUGCAUUGAUUCACAUGAUGUUCAAUGGAUUCUCAGAAAUGGCCAUGACAGUCCUACGACUUCCUGUACUCUACAAGCAGCGUGAUAAUUAUUUCUUUCCAACUUGGACUUUCACCUUUCCUUGCUGGUUAUUACGGGUACCAUACUCAAUUGCCGAGGCCAUCAUUUGGUCGUGCAUGGUGUACUAUGUAAUCGGACUGGCUCCUUCAGCUACAAGGUUCUUUCGCUACAUGUUUUUACUACUACUUAUGCAUCAGAUGGCAUUAGGCCUCUUCAGGCUCAUUGGUGCGCUCGGAAGAACUAUGGUUAUAGCAAAUACUUUCGGCACGUUUGCUCUCAUUGUUGUGUUCUUGUUAGGUGGUUUCAUACUCUCGAAAGAUAGCAUACACAAUUAUUGGGAAUGGGGGUAUUGGGUCUCACCUCUCUCAUACGCACAGAAUGCGAUCGCAGUGAACGAGUUUCUCGAUAAUCGGUGGAAUAAGAUCAGCUCAGUGAACAACAACUCACUUUCCUUGAACGUGCUUCUUUCACGGGGGCUUAAAACGAAAAGCUUUUGGUAUUGGAUCGGAGUUGGAGUUCUCAUAGCAUAUACCAUCCUGUUCAACUUUAUGGUUACAUAUGCACUGAAGUACCUCGAUCCUCUUGGUCAAAAGCAGGCAAGCAUGCCGGAAUCUGCAGUAAAAGGUUCAAUCGAUAAGCAAGUUGGAGAGGGUUCUCAGUCUGAGUCUGCGACAACAGCUAUAAUUGCAGAACGGGUCCCAAAUACUGAUGAAGGUUCUCACUCAGAGUCAGAUGUACCCGCAAGAAGCGCAGAAGACACUGACAGAGAAGACCUUCAAAGUGUGGAAGCGAAUCUCAGUAGCUUCGUGCAUUCAGGGGGGGCUGUAGAAAUUACACCAGGAACCAAGAUGUACUUAGAAAGGGUUUUUGGAACAAGUGUACGUUCGGAAGUGGACCUCGAGGGGGGACCAUCCUCAGAGCAGACUCCUAGAGCUCAGAAAGGGAUGAUUAUUCCAUUCAAGCCUCUGUCUCUUACUUUCCGCAACGUCAACUAUUACGUUGACAUGCCUCCUCACUUAAAGGAAGGAGGUACAGGCGAAUUACGGUUGCAUCUACUGAAAAAGGUUAGCGGUGGAUUCAGACCAGGGGUUCUCACGGCGCUCGUUGGAGUAAGUGGUGCUGGAAAGACCACACUGAUGGAUGUGCUGGCAGGCAGAAAGACUGGUGGAUACAUAGAUGGAGAUAUCAGAGUUUCAGGUUUCACAAAGCGUCAAGAUACUUUUGCUCGUAUAUCUGGAUACGUGGAGCAAAAUGACAUUCAUUCUCCGCAGGUUACGGUUUACGAAUCAUUGAUCUACUCAUCAUGGCUUCGCCUUCCAGAUUCAGUGCAAGAAUCUACCCGCUUGGAGUUUGUGCAAGAGGUUAUGGAUCUGGUGGAGCUAGCAUCAUUAAAGGGGGCGCUGGUUGGUUUACCAGGCAGCACUGGGCUGUCCACUGAGCAGAGAAAACGUCUCACAAUUGCAGUUGAACUUGUUGCGAAUCCAUCUAUUAUCUUUAUGGACGAACCAACCUCCGGCCUUGAUGCUAGAGCUGCCGCAAUUGUCAUGAGAACAGUAAGGAAUACCGUAGACACGGGAAGAACGGUAGUGUGCACCAUUCAUCAACCGAGCAUUGACAUAUUUGAAGCCUUUGAUGAGCUCUUGCUUAUGAAACGUGGUGGGCAAGUUAUAUAUUCCGGACCUUUAGGGACAAAUUCGGAAUUACUUAUCAAAUAUUUUCAGGCUGUUGAUGGAGUAACUCCAAUAAACGAUGGGUACAACCCAGCGACAUGGAUGCUUGAGAUUACCUCUCCGGCAAAUGAAUUGCGCAUUGGAAAGGACUUCGCUAAGAUCUAUGCAGAGUCUGAACGGUAUCGAAGUAAUGAUGCUGUCAUUCUGGAGUGCAAUAUUCGCCCAAGUGAUGCAAAGGACCUCGAAUUCCCUACGCAAUAUUCGCGGGAUGUUUUCACUCAGGUGAAAGCCUGCCUGUGGAAGCAACAUCUCACAUAUUGGCGCAGUCCUUACUACAAUGCAGUGCGGUUUUUCUUCACCAUCACGGUUGCCCUCAUAUUCGGCUCAAUCUUUUACGGGAUUGGAGCCAAGAGGACUUCCCAAACAGCCAUUUUCAAUGUUAUGGGUGCAUUAUAUGCGGCUGUGUUGUUUAUGGGCGUAAAUAAUGCCGCAAGUGUGCAGCCUAUUGUUUCAGUUGAAAGAACAGUAUUUUAUCGAGAGAGGGCUGCAGGCAUGUACGGGCCCCUUCCAUAUGCUCUAGCACAGGCUGGCAUUGAAAUCCCGUACAUAUUCGUACAAACUCUGAUCUAUGGCAUCAUCACAUAUGCUAUGAUUAAGUUUGAAUGGACGGCAGCGAAGUUUUUCUGGUAUUUACUGUUCAUGUUCAUGACAUUUACGUACUUUACAUUUUACGGGAUGAUGGCCGUUGGGCUGACGCCGUCCCAACCGGUGGCGGCUGUGGUCUCUUCAGCUUUUUAUUCACUGUGGAAUCUCUUCUCAGGGUUUUUAAUCCCGAGACCUAGGAUUCCCGGGUGGUGGGUCUGGUUCUACUGGAUAAGUCCUGUAGCCUGGACAUUAUAUGGACUCAUAACGUCCCAGCUCGGGGAUGUGGAGUUUAUAAUGGAGGCCCCUGGAUAUGGUAGUGUACCCGUGAAGGACUUUUUGACGGUUUACUUUGGAUACAAACAUAGUAUGUUGGGAAUAUGUGUUCUUGUCUUGUUUAUCUUCAUGAUGUUAUUCUGGGUUAUAUUUGCUUCUUCUAUUAAGUUUCUUAACUUUCAAAAUCGAUAGCUGAUGAGCUUUGUGUACAUCUCAUAUCUUGGAGCCGCGACGACUGUGAAUGUAAGUUUUUACUAAGACAGUAUAGAACCAUCCAAAGCAUGAAGUCAUCCAGAAAGUAGACCUAGAGUUUGCCAGUACAGAAGCUCUCCAAAAUUUUGACUGCUGUAAAAGUAUAUGAUAGUUGAGGUAGCUAGUUUCAAAGCGAAAGGACCAAGUUAUUCUAUCUUUCUUCUAGUUUAUUCACCUCAUUGUCCAGCCUAGAAGCCAGUGAUACAGUAAAUAAAUAGAGCUUCAGUGUUGUGAAAUUCAUCCGCGUUUGAGACUCGUGUCCCGAGCUGUCGCUUUUCAUGGUAACACGUACUCUGUUUGAAAUCCAUGUUCAUUACCGUAGUGGUUCUCAUA
This is a messenger RNA of Marchantia polymorpha subsp. ruderalis, 5335 nucleotides long. NCBI's taxonomy places the organism in Eukaryota, Viridiplantae, Streptophyta, Marchantiopsida, Marchantiales, Marchantiaceae. The record is from the annotation of a GenBank genome assembly.